AUGGAAGGAUUAUACAUGACUAUUAAAGACUCGGUUGUGGCUCAAUUAUAUCGUGGUGCUAAAGUGGGAGAGAAAGCAUCGUUGCAAAUAGCAGUAGAACCGGAGCGAAUCGCGUACAACGAGGGUGAAGGGUUUGCGGUGGAUUACUCAUUCUAUCAUUUGAAUCAAUCAUUAUCAGUUUAUAAUUUUAUUAGUAAUCGGUUAUCAUCACUGAUUCAACACCGGCCAUGUGCAAGCCUUUCAGGUGGAGUACUGGAGCAUACUCGAAGAAGAUAUAAGCAGAGAUGAAGAGGCUUCAGGAAUUUGAGGCACAAAUCAAGACAUUAUGAGAUAUAUUUUUGGUUUCAGACACUUCCGGUACAAAAAUGAAUGGCCCGGCGUGAUGGCACAACAUCAUUCCCCCUCAUGAUUUCCGCAUUUAUGAUCUCUUUUACUCUAAUAUUUUGUGAUAGUUUGUAUUUUGGAUGAUUUCGAGACAUGUGAUGUUUGAAUUGAUGAAUUUAAAAAUAAAAUUUUUACUUAUGAAUUUUGGGUCGU
This is a messenger RNA of Lactuca virosa, 537 nucleotides long. The record is from the annotation of a GenBank genome assembly. NCBI's taxonomy places the organism in Eukaryota, Viridiplantae, Streptophyta, Magnoliopsida, Asterales, Asteraceae.